Drosophila takahashii is the source of this 464-nucleotide messenger RNA. Its product is annotated as general transcription factor 3C polypeptide 6. Gene Ontology annotation, biological process: transcription by RNA polymerase III. Gene Ontology annotation, cellular component: transcription factor TFIIIC complex. The record is from RefSeq and is a predicted model, not a curated record. Lineage: Eukaryota; Metazoa; Arthropoda; Insecta; Diptera; Drosophilidae.
UCAGUAGGAACAUGAACGAUUCUUCCGAUUCUGAGUACGAAGACACAGAAUACAUAGUUUUCGGGGACUUCAAAAACCACGUUAAUCCGCACCAGCUGAACCACGAGGAGGCGGCUAUUAAGAUCAUCGGAAUCGAGAGCGAUGCGCCCAUGGCGGAGGUGAAUGGCAGCAUCUACCGCGGGCGCUACGAGCAUUCGGUGGGAACCAACGUGUUCUUCGAAAAGGAGAAGGACAAUCUGGCCAGCGACCCGCUUUUUGAGUCCGUUUGUCGCCAGCGCUAUAAGUACGUGGACAAGACCACCAAGGUGAUAUCCUUCGAGCGGGUCUACGUCGAUAACCUGCAUCAGGAGGCCGAAAAAUCGGUUAAAGCCGAUGAGGACGAGCAGGCGGAGGCCAAGCCGGAGUCGUUAAAGUUGAAUAUUACCUACAAGGAGGCGAUCAACAAGUUUGGAGAGGAUCAUUAA